CUAUCCACACUCUCUUUUCUCAUUUGUUUUCAUGUUUUAUUUCUCUCUCUCUCUCAAUAUCUUCUCAUGAACUAAUCUCUACUUUACGUACCCUUUUUUCCGCUGAGUACUCCCACCUACACUUUGACUUGAUCCUUAAUUAAGCUCAAGAUUCUUCCACACCCAUUUCUGUUCAGUACUCAAAAUUAAAGCUCUUAUUAGCUUCCCGCACUUCUUCAGCUCCAUUUAUUUCCACAAACAAGAUAACAUCUAUUUUUUUGCUUAGCUUCCGUGUUUGAAGUUAAUUACAAGCAGGCACUGGUUGGUUAGAUAGUUGCUGUUCUGUUUGUUCACAAAGAAACUUGACAUAGUUUAUGGACGGAGAAUAGAUUCUUCCCAGUUCACGUGCAGAAGGAUUUCAUUUAAUUAUUCGAUGAAUUCAACCAUUGUGUCAUAGUUAUUUCCGUCGGAGAGGAAGCUUUAUAAUUGAACUGCCGGUUUAGUUUAUUUUGAAGUACAAUAAUGGCUCCCAAAACUGGGAAAACCAAACCUCACAAAGCUAAGGGAGAGAAGAAGAAAAAAGAAGAGAAAGUUUUGCCAACGGUCGUUGAGAUUUCUGUGGAGACACCGGACGACUCGCAAGUUACACUUAAGGGUAUUUCUACGGACAGGAUCCUGGAUGUGAGAAAGCUUUUAGCGGUACACGUUGAAACUUGUCAUUUGACUAAUUACUCCUUAUCACACGAGGUGCGAGGUGCUAGGCUGAAGGAUUCAGUGGAAAUCGUGUCCCUCAAACCCUGCCACCUUGCCAUCGUCCGGGAGGACUACAGCGAAGAUCUCGCCGUCGCUCACAUCAGACGACUCCUUGACAUCGUCGCAUGCACCACCUCCUUGGGCAAGUCCACCGCCAGCAGGUCCACUGUCAAAGAACUCGCCGCCGCCAAAGACUCUGUUUCCGUGGACAACGAACAGUCGCAGCAGAGCUUUGGCCCAGAAAAUGGGUCCCAAACGAGUCCAAAGCCCAAGCCCAGCGACCCGAAUUCGGAUUCUGGAAAUGCCAAGAGCGAGAAGGCAGAGAAAUUGGAGGGAGACAUAUCCAUGUGCCCCCCACCCAGACUCGGACAGUUUUAUGAUUUUUUUUCAUUUUCGCACCUUACGCCGCCGUUUCAAUACAUACGGAGAUCAAACCGUCCAUUCCUUGAGGAUAAGACAGAAAAUGAUUUCUUUCAGAUUGAUGUCAGGGUUUGCAGUGGUAAACCGACUACUAUUGUUGCUUCAAGAACAGGAUUCUAUCCUGCUGGAAAACGUCUUCUUGUCUGUCAUACUUUGGUUGGUCUUCUUCAGCAGAUAAGCAGGGUGUUUGAUGCUGCCUACAAAGCUUUGAUGAAAGCUUUCACGGAACACAAUAAGUUCGGCAAUCUUCCUUAUGGUUUUCGUGCAAACACUUGGGUUGUUCCUCCAGUUGUUGCUGACAAUCUAUCUACAUUUCCUCCACUUCCCGUGGAAGAUGAAAUGUGGGGUGGAAAUGGUGGUGGGCAGGGCAGAGAUGGUAAACAUAAAAAGAGACGGUGGGCCAGAGAUUUUGCAAUACUAGCUGCAAUGCCUUGUCAAACAACAGAAGAGAGGCAAAUUAGAGAUAGGAAAGCGUUUCUUCUUCACAGUUUAUUUGUCGACGUGUCGGUCUUUGAAGCUGUUUCAGCAAUACAGCAUCUUAAAGAUAGUAGGCAAAGCCCUUUCAGUGAUACAACUAUUCCAAUUUCCUAUGAAGAAAGAAUUGGAGAUUUGACUAUAAAGGUAACAAGAGAUGUAUGUGAUGCAAGUUUGAAAUUGGACUGCAAAAAUGAUGGGAAUAAGGUUCUUGGAUUGUCGGAGGAAGAACUUGCUCAGAGAAACUUGCUUAAAGGCAUAACUGCUGAUGAGAGUGCAACUGUUCAUGAUACUCCUACUUUAGGUGCAGUAAUUAUACGACAUUGUGGCUACACAGCUGUUGUGAAAGUUUCAGCUGAAAUGGAUUGGGAGGGGAGUCCUGAUUCCUUGGAAGUUUCUAUUGAAGACCAGCCUGAAGGAGGUGCAAAUGCCUUAAAUGUUAACAGCUUGAGGAUGCUGUUGCAUAAGUCAUCUACACCCCAAUUGUCAAAUACAACUCAACGACUCCAGAGCACAGAUAAUGAAAAUUCACGUUCUGCGGUGUCCUUGGUUAAGAAAGUUCUAGAGCAAAGUUUACAUAAACUAACGGAAGAACCCACAAGAUAUAAUAAGUCCAUCAGAUGGGAGCUAGGGGCAUGUUGGGUGCAACAUUUGCAAAAUCAAGCUACGGGAAAGACAGAGACAAAAAAGACGGAAGAAGCGAAACUUGACCCUGCUGUGAAGGGUCUUGGGAAGCAAGGUGGGUUGCUGAAGGAAUUGAAGAAAAAAAUUGACAACAGGCACUCUAAAGUUGAACAUGGGAAUGAUAUUUCCACCUGUAAUGGUGUUGAUAUAAACAAGCUAGAUGCCAGUCAACAGCAUUUAGAGAAACAAGAUGAAGAAAAGGAAACAAUAUGGAGAAAACUGCUUUCUGAUGCUGCAUAUACAAGACUCAAGGAAUCGAAAACUGGUCUUCAUCUGAAGUCACCUGAUGAAUUGAGGGAAAUGGCCUACAAAUAUUAUAUUGAUACUGCCCUUCCAAAGCUGGUGGCAGAUUUUGGCUCCCUUGAGCUCUCACCAGUUGAUGGAAGGACAUUGACUGAUUUCAUGCAUACUAGGGGCUUGCAAAUGUCUUCCUUGGGAACAGUGGUUGAGCUUGCAGAUAAGCUUCCACAUGUACAAUCACUAUGUAUUCAUGAAAUGAUUGUUCGAGCCUACAAGCACAUCUUGCAAGCUGUUGUUCCAGCAGUUGAUGAUUUUUCUGAUUUGGCUUCAUCGAUUGCCGCAUGCUUAAAUAUUUUAUUUGGAACACCAUCUUCUGAUUCUGAUACUAAUGAUGCCGAGAUAACUAGUUGUUAUGAAUUGAAAUGGAAAUGGGUAGAAUUAUUUCUUUUGAAGAGGUUUGGGUGGCAAUUUAAGCAUGAGAGUUGUCAAGAUUUAAGAAAGUUUGCAAUUCUUCGUGGACUGUGCCAUAAGGUUGGGGUUGAGCUGGUUCCGAGGGACUAUGAUAUGGAUAGAGCCUCUCCUUUCAGAAAGUUUGAUGUUGUAAGCAUGGUUCCCAUAUAUAAGCAUGUGGCAUGCUCAUCUGCUGAUGGUCGCACACUGUUGGAAUCGUCGAAGACGUCAUUGGAUAAAGGUAAAUUGGAAGAUGCUGUCAAUUAUGGCACUAAGGCGCUUUCAAAAUUAGUGUCAGUAUGUGGGCCUUACCAUAGAAUGACAGCGGGAGCAUAUAGCCUUUUGGCUGUUGUGCUUUACCAUACUGGAGAUUUCAAUCAGGCAACUAUCUAUCAGCAAAAGGCACUUGAUAUUAAUGAGAGAGAGCUUGGACUGGACCAUCCUGAUACCAUGAAAAGUUAUGGAGACCUUGCUGUUUUCUACUAUCGACUCCAACAUACAGAGUUGGCUUUAAAGUAUGUCAAUCGAGCACUAUAUCUUUUGCACCUUACUUGUGGACCUUCACAUCCAAAUACUGCUGCCACCUACAUUAAUGUAGCCAUGAUGGAAGAAGGAUUGGGAAACGUCCAUGUUGCUCUCAGAUAUCUUCAUGAAGCUUUAAAGUGUAAUAAAAGGUUACUUGGAGCUGAUCAUAUUCAGACAGCUGCAAGCUAUCAUGCAAUAGCGAUUGCUCUUUCUUUGAUGGAAGCAUACUCACUAAGUGUUCAGCAUGAACAAACAACCCUCCAGAUAUUGCAGGCUAAACUUGGCCCUGAUGAUCUAAGGACACAGGAUGCUGCUGCUUGGCUAGAAUACUUCGAAUCAAAGGCUCUGGAGCAACAGGAGGCUGCACGCAAUGGCACACCUAAGCCAGAUGCCUCAAUUUCCAGCAAAGGUCAUUUAAGUGUGUCAGACCUUUUGGAUUACAUAACACCUGAUGCUGAUCUGAAAGCAAGAGAAGCACAGAAAAAGGCCCGUGCGAAGUUAAAGGGAAAACCAGGCCAAAACUGGGAAACUACAUCAGAUGAAAAUCACAAGGUUGAAGAUGUGUCUCAAGGUUAUUCACUUGCUGAGACUACAAGUGACAAAGAAAAUAAAACAGAAGCUCAUUUGGAAGAACACAGGAUUCAUAAAGUUGAGACCACUCACUUAGAUGAAGCACAAACAGUACUGAACGAAAGCAAUAAUAUGGCUCAAGAUGACAGCUCAGAUGAAGGAUGGCAAGAGGCUGUACCUAAAGGUCGUUCACUUACAGGGCGCAAAACUGCUUCGUCGCGGAGGCCUACCCUAGCAAAACUGAAUACAAAUUUCAUGAAUGUUUCUCAGUCGUCAAAAUAUCGGGGCAAACCUACAAAUUUUUCUUCUCCAAGAACAAACAUAAAUGAGACUUCUUCCAUUGGUCCAUCCUCUCCUGUAUCAAAAAAGUUCCUCAAGAGUGCAAGCUUCAGUUCUAAAAUAAAUAGCCCCAACUCGCAAGCUGUUGGAGCAGAUAAAUCAGGGGAUUCAAAUUCAAAGUCAGCUCCGGCAAGUCCAGCUGAUAACAUAAAAGCUGCUGCUCCUAGCAGUGCCAUCAGUAUUAAGUCAGCAGGUAAACUUUUCUCUUAUAAAGAAGUUGCCUUAGCCCCACCUGGUACAAUUGUCAAGGCUGUGGCUGAACAGUCACCAAAAGGAAACCCUGAUGUGAGUCAUGAGAUAGUUGCAACAAAGGAGAUUGAUAGUUAUGUGCCAAGUACAAAGGUUGCAGAGGAAGAUUAUGGUCAGAAACCAAUCGAUGAUAAUCAGCAAAGCUUGGUACAUGAACACAAAGAAAAACAAUUGGUGAUUGAUAUGGUAAAAGGUAAUGAGGUCCAACAUGAGGUUGUGGAAGUUGAAUCCCAGGAGCAGAGAAUAGCCAAUGAUGAUUUGGUAGAUAAAAAAGUUGAAGAAGUUAAUAUCACUACCAUGGAGGUAGAGAAUUGGCAUAUAAGCAACAAUGCCUAUGAAGAUUCAUCAGUGAUAGAAGUGAUAGAAAUUUGCCAAGCAACUUCCUCUGAUCCAAAUCCCCUACCAAGGUUAGUUGAAGAUUCAAAACAUUUGUUUGACAACGAUGACUCUGUCUCAAAAGAGAAGGUCAAGGAAGAUGAGAAGCAACAAGUUAUUAAGACACUACCAGCCGAAGGAGAAAAGCAAGAUGCAUUAGAAACAGGAAAAGAACCAACCAAGAAACUGUCUGCAGCUGCACCACCAUUUAAUCCAUCUACAAUUCCAGUUUUUGGUUCAGUUCCAGUUCCAGUUCCAGUUCCUGUACCAGGUUUCAAGGAUCAUGGGGGAAUUUUGCCACCACCAGUAAAUAUUCCUCCCAUGCUUGCAGUCAAUCCCCGAAGAUCAGCUCAUCAGUCAGCAACUGCACGGGUUCCAUAUGGUCCGCGAAUAUCUGGUGGUUACAACAGAUAUGGGAAUCGUGUUCCACGGAAUAAAAGUGUAUUCCACUCCUCAGGUGAACACACCAUUGAUGGCAAUCCCAACAGCCCUCCUAGAAUAAUGAAUCCACAUGCAACUGAGUUUGUACCUGGGCAACCUUGGGUUCCAAAUUGCUAUACUGUACCUGCUAACGGAUACCUGGCUCCUCCAAAUGGAAUUCCAAUUUCACCAAAUAGUUUCACACCCAUGUCUCCAAACGAUAUCCCAGUGUCACCCAGUGGACUUCCUACUUCAUUAAAUGCUAUCCCAGUGAAUCAAAACGGGCUUGCAACAUCUCCAACCAGUUCUACAGAUUCAGCACAAGUUGUAAAUGUUGAACCGAAUUCUGAAAACAAGGAUCAAGCUCUCGAUGAGGAAAACAAAGAUGCCUCCUCAGCGGAGGUGAUCAUAUGUGAGAGUGAGCAGCAGCAAGCUGAGCAAAAUCCUGGAAAUGUAUCUGCUGCCAUUGAUGAAAAUUGUUGUCCGAGAACGGAAGAGAAGCAUGCAGGCUUUGGCUUGACAGCUGGUUGUAGUGAAGAGGAUAAAGUGACCACCAGCAAGGAAACAUUAGAUGAGGAAAAGCCAAGCAAGUGCUGGGGAGAUUAUAGUGAUGGCGAAGUGGAGAUGAUUGAGGUCGCAAGUUAAAUAAUGACAUGCUUUUUCUGACCUGUCAAGCUACCCUGAAUGUGAUGCCGGGGACUGGACUUAAAGUUCUUUAACCUGAAUUUUCACGGCGGAAUUGACUUAAAAGUUCUUUCAAGCAAUGUGAAUUUUAUAUACAUAUUAGUUCUACUCGUUUACUGUGAUUAAGAGGAUCAGGUUUUAUAGCCUGUUUUGGGAUGUUACCAUGGAAGGAUUUGUAGAUUAACUAUCUGGCACUGUCUUCAAUCUUUUCCUAAUAUAUAUAUUUUUCCUGAGAUA
Arachis stenosperma is the source of this 6399-nucleotide messenger RNA. Its product is annotated as protein REDUCED CHLOROPLAST COVERAGE 2. The transcript is spliced from 24 exons. The record is from RefSeq and is a predicted model, not a curated record. Lineage: Eukaryota; Viridiplantae; Streptophyta; Magnoliopsida; Fabales; Fabaceae. Gene Ontology annotation, cellular component: cytoplasm. Gene Ontology annotation, biological process: organelle organization. Gene Ontology annotation, molecular function: protein binding. Bases 502 to 6123 code for a protein of 1873 amino acids.